AAAUUUUCAUUGCGAAUGUCAGAUAGAUGGAAAAAAACAAUGUGAGUGAUAAGUGGAAAUAUGGCUAAAUCUAAAAGUUGAAUUUUAUAAAAGUGGUACAAAUAUAAAAGUACUUCUCAAUUUAAUUUCCUUGGAAAUCAAAUGUAUCAAACAAAAAUGACGCAUGUAGAGAAAUUACCCAGUCGCCCUGGUAAGGAAGCUAUACAUUCGGGACACUUUAUGGUCUCGCAUUUUGAGGCUGAGGGUCAGGAUGAUUUUGACGACCUAGCCGUACCUAUACCUGAAGAAGAGCAAAACGUACAAAAAGUAUCAACAGUGGCAACCUACACAUUACCUUCUGAAAAAGUUCAACAUUACACUGUAGAAGAAAGUAAACAACAUCAACUACUUUCUAUUGAAAUAUCUCUUACAAAAUUGUUUAAAUGUAUGACUUUGGCAUAUAGACAAAAACUAACUUCUCCAAAAUGGAAUCGUUUCAAAGGUAUAAAACUACGGUGGAAGGACAAAAUAAGAUUGAACAAUGUCAUAUGGAGGUGCUGGCAUAUGCAGUUUAUAAAGAAACAGAACACGUUAGUCUGCCAAUUUGCGUCCCCAUUGGAUGUUGAUACACACGUAAAACCAGAAACAACUAUAUUGGAGGGAAAGUAUUGGAAGAGACGAGCAGAAGCAGUAAUAGCAGAGUAUAAAAAAUGGCGCAUGUUUCAUAUUAUGAGACUCCUUGGCAAGGGGGACACCUCUGUCCAGGAUUCGGUAAAUAUGUCGGACAUGGACACAGUCGAGUCUCAAUGCAGCGACUUCGCAGCCAACAUGCUCACAGACGAGGACUACCUCAACUUCAUGAGUGACACACUCUUCUCAACCAUCACAAGCCAUCAACCCUUUGCUUUCCCCGAUUGCAGGGAAAUUGCAAGAGGCGCAAGCUUAGCUGAUUUCAUUCAACCAAGCUUAGGUCCUCUGCAACCAAAUCUCGAUGAUUUUAUGGACACACUCGAACCACUCCAGGAUCUUCUUUUGACACCUCGAUUGCCGCCAGUUCCAGAAGAGCCUUCGAUCCCAUCCGAAGACACUUUAUACAGGAGUGGAAUGUCAGUAGAUUCUUAUAAUCCACAGAACUAUAUUGCUGAAAGUCAUAAUACUUCAGUCACAAUGCCUACCAGUCAGAUGACUAUUCAUGGUACCAGUAGCAAUGCACAGCUGAUGUCGAUAAAUCAUCAGCAGAUUAAGAAUGAGCAAAUACAAAUGUAUGACAAUAGUCGUCUGUUCGCGUCCGCAGAUCUGCCAAAUAAUAUGCUCGGUCAACAGGAGAUGUUGCCGACAUAUUCACAGGGUACUUACGAUCAGACUGUGUCACAGCCGGAGACACAGAUCCAUGGUAACGUUUACAAUGAUAAGACUUCCAGGGUGCAGUAUGGAAACACGCAGCCCAAAAUUAUUGCUCACCAGGAGAAUUGCUACCCGAAAUACAGUGCUGCUUUGCCGCCGUCUCAGACCGCGCCAGAGACGGUGUCUCUUCUGCAGCAGCCCGUGCAGAAUUCCAAGUACGCUUCAACGGUCGUUAUCCAAGGUCGGGGAGGGUUCAGCCGAGAGAAACCACGCUCCCGAAUGUCGCACUACACGGGGCAGAUUACCAACCAUUAUCAGAACUACCCGCAAAUGCAGAACCAACAGAGUUUCGAGUCCCGCCCGCGACCUUCGCCACCUCAGAUGCAGUACCUUCAUCCGAAUGUGGAAUUCAAAUCUAAAUCUUCACCGACGGGCUCGCGACCGUUUAAGCUUCCGUCGCCGCCACUAGUUCCGGUGACGACGCAACAGGUACAGGUCUCCGCGGGCACCAGUGUCUCAGUCGGUUCCAACAAGUCGUCUAAGGAACAGUAUCGGUCUCACAGUCUACCGCUCGGGUCUCAGCUCGGCGCGGACUGGUUGGUGACAGCGCCCGCCGCGGCGCCCACACACCACGCUCAUGAUACAUCCGCUACCACCGCUCACCACCCACGGAGUCGUGAGUGUACCCCGGGAGCGAUCCGCAUGAGGUCCCGCUCGACCUCGGGGGCGACGGUGGAGGCGCCGGGAGCUGUGGUCGGGUCGUCGGGGACCCCGCGCCGCCACCCCCCGCCGCUCACCAGCGUGGCUUCUGAGCCGACGCUGCCUCAAGCCAGCGUUAUGUUGGCACAGCUCCUCUCCUCCCAGCACUCCCAGAGUCUGUAUAAACUGAACAGUGCCGUGGAGGAAGCCGGCGGAGGGAAUGACCCUAUGAAGUCUCCAGUUCUAAAAGGACAGCACUCUCCUAUCGGCAGCGAUAUUAUUUCGCCUCAUCAUUCGAGGGCGCAGUCCCUGUCCCCGCCGACGUCCCCGUGCUCGGAGCGGGGCGGGUCCCCCCGGGAGCCUCGUCGGACCCACCUGCACGCUGAACAGAAGAGACGGUACAACAUCAAGAACGGCUUCGACACGCUGCAGGCUCUCAUACCACACCUCAACACUAACCCCACCGCCAAGAUAAGUAAAGCGGCCAUGUUACAGAAGGGCGCCGAAUACAUAAAACAGCUGAAGGCGGAGAGGCAGCAGAUUAAAGAGGAAAUGGAGAGUCUUAGACAACAGAUAGAGUGCUUAAACAAUUCUAUAUCUAACUGUCACUCGUUGCUGCCGGCGACCGGAGCGCCAGUGUCCCGAGGUCGCGCCGGGCGUCUGCGAGAAAUGUUCGCGGCACACGUGGCCGUGCGGACAGCACACAACUGGAAGUACUGGCUCUUCAGCGUAGUGAGCGCGGCGCUAGUGGAGUCCUUCAGCUCGUGCGUGUCGUGCAGCAGUGCGGCAGACCUCGUGCGGACCACGCUACUGUGGGCGGAGCAGCACUGCUCGCUCGUUGAGAUGAGACCUGCGGUUCUUAAUUCUCUGCGAGUUCUCUGCACCACCACGGACAUCCUUACGAGUCCUGAGCGCUUGGCGGAGGAGGCGCGCGCCGCUGCAGCCUCCGCUGCUGUCAAGCGUGAGCCGUCAUAACUCCAGUGGUACCACCCACCGCCCACCGCCGCCGAUCGCAACGUCACCACCAUCUCCACGCUCGUUGUGCUCAGUACUACAUUUAUGAAUUAAAAUACUCGAUACGUUCAGUUUUCGGUCAAUAAUCAUCCUCGUACUAGGCACAUCGGCUCUUGAACUUUGGCUUUUGCCUAGCUGUCUCUUACAAGUCAGAAUUGUUAUAUUAUCAUUGUUUACAAAUUACUAAAUUCAUAUACAACAUGCAUAAACAUGCAGGCAACUUUUCGGCAGCUCAUUUAAGGAAUUAAUGUAAUCAAUUCUCACUUGUAUUGGACCUGUCUGUAAAAUAAUUGAUAUAAGCAUUUUGUACAAGUUGAUCCGAUGAUGAUUGUGUCUCGAUGUUUUUGAAAUUUAUUUUUCUUGUAAGUAAGCAUUUUUCAUAUAGCACUAUCGUCGGUUCUCUAAAAAAUUGUUUAAAUAUCUCAUUAUAUACUUUUAAAACCUUCUUAAAGUAAUAUUGAUCGUAAUUUAAAAUAAAAUCUGUGAAAUGUUUUUAAUGAUAUAUGUGAGUCGGAAAUAUCGUAUAUUUUGUGCCUAAAUAUAUUAUAAUACUCAAAAAACAUAUAUACACAUAUGGCGGUGCAGUGGCUUAACUUUUGUGCAAUUAAUUGGUGUUCACAAAAAAAAAACUAACGCACAAAAUAGUCUAACGCUGUCCGGUCAUUGACCUUAUUUUCUAAUGUUUUUGUAUGUACGGAAUGUUAAAUUUUCAGACCUACAAGCUCAAUUUACCAUCAACGAAUCCACUUGCAUUGAAGCGUUAUGUUUGUAACAUUUGCCUUAAAAGUCGUGCCUUAUAGAGACGUUAAAUAGUUUCCAUAUAUCUGCCAAAGACUAAAACAUUUGUUGAGUUAUCUUAUCUGAACGGUGACUUAAUCCACACUACACGGCCACCUCGACUCCCCCGUGAAUACCAAUAUAGAAGUAAGACAAAGGAAAUAAAAUAAAAGAGAAUUUAUUAAAUAUAUCAAACACGUCGAGAUUUAAUUUAGAGAUGGAAGUAUAUUUACGAAAGUAAGUUACUUUAAGUAAAUAUUUUUAUAUCGUUUGUGUUUAAGACACAAUUAUUUUUAUAUAAAUUGUAUAAAUCGGUGCCAACGUAAAUAUUGUUGUAAUUUUGUUAUGUUAUGUAUAAUUUUAUGAUUCGUCGACUCGUGCCCCGGAGCAGGUCGUGUCGAGGCGCUCGUCCUCGACUAAGCUUUAACGAGUUAUUUCGAUUGUUGUUCUAUUGGAAAUAUAGUUUGGAAUGAUAUUUUCA
Messenger RNA from Danaus plexippus (monarch butterfly), 4294 nucleotides. It is a transcript of the gene Mondo, whose product is annotated as MLX-interacting protein. The transcript has 17 exons. Gene Ontology annotation, biological process: regulation of transcription by RNA polymerase II. Lineage: Eukaryota; Metazoa; Arthropoda; Insecta; Lepidoptera; Nymphalidae. Gene Ontology annotation, molecular function: RNA polymerase II cis-regulatory region sequence-specific DNA binding; protein dimerization activity; DNA-binding transcription factor activity, RNA polymerase II-specific. Bases 142 to 2997 code for a protein of 951 amino acids. The record is from RefSeq and is a predicted model, not a curated record. Gene Ontology annotation, cellular component: nucleus.